AUGAGUAUUAGCAACGAUGAAGACGACACCGAGCGGCAGGCAUUUCUUCCCAGAGAUACACGUAUCGAAGAAAAGACGCCUCCAGAAACCGAUUCAGCCAACUGGACGCACUACAAGCAUCAUCUACGAUUAUUCCUAGAAAUAUUCAUGGCUGUCGUGAUACUCAUUCUAUCCAUUCGGUCCAUCUAUGAUAAAGACAAAGAUAUGAACGGCCGCUCUCCAGUACCUAUAUUUCCGUUGAAGACGUAUACCUUUAACGAAAAUUCUAAAUACAUGAAUGAGAGUAUAUUUAGUUCGAGCGAUGCAACGCUGAAGACGUUGCACAAUUGGAUUGAGUUGAGCGCAGUUGGCAGAGGAUAUGUCCAAAUCGAGCAAGACGAUGCCAUCGGUCUAAGUGAGCCGUACAGCAUUGAAGCCCACUGGACUACUGAGCCGGUAUACAUGAUGUCUGUGUUUCACCAAUUACACUGCCUGUCCUACCUCGUCCAAGCGUAUCAAUCCGCCUUCGCCGGCACAGCCCUUACCCAAGAACUAGCUCACCAUUCUUCUCAUUGCUUCGACUACCUCCGACAAUCCAUCAUGUGCGCCGCAGAUACUACGCUGGAAGGUAAGACAGAAUCCGGACCGGGAUGGGGCUCAACGCAUCAGUGCAAGGAUUAUGAUGCGUUGCUGAAGUGGGCCAAUGAGCAUAGCGUCACGGCGUGGAGGGCUAAUAUGAUUGAUACGGCUAUACUUUGA
Messenger RNA from Talaromyces marneffei, 738 nucleotides. RefSeq lists its product as uncharacterized. The coding region runs from base 1 to 738 and encodes 245 amino acids. The transcript has 4 exons. The record is from RefSeq and is a predicted model, not a curated record. Gene Ontology annotation, biological process: mycotoxin biosynthetic process. NCBI's taxonomy places the organism in Eukaryota, Fungi, Ascomycota, Eurotiomycetes, Eurotiales, Trichocomaceae.